AUGGGCAGUUUGCCAGUAGGGUCUGGGCGGCCAAUUGCUCGAACAGGCUUCACAACCUACGUCGGCAACUUCGAUGACGCCGUUGUUGAUUUUCGAUGGAUCAUGCUAGCAGGCUCGCUUACGCAUGAUCAAAUACUGGUUGCACUUGAUGGGCUCCAUCUCUGGCUGAUUGAACAUGAAGAGAUCAUAGAAAACGAGCCGCUCACUGCCAUCAUCUCGCAAGGUCACGCGGUGAAGUUCGUUUGCAGACUCAGGCAGGAUUCACGUGAAUCGAGAGAUGUGGAGCUGACCGACCACUUCUUCUUUUUUGGAACCUGGUACCCUGAACGGCUCUUGCCUAGCCGCGCGUUCGUGAAUGACCUCUUCUAUCGAGGGCAGACAACAAUUGAGAGUUAUACAAGGGCAAACCCUGAUGCUUGGAUCGAUGAUCAUCCGGAUGGAUUCUCAUUUCAGGACCAGGGGGUUCAGUUCUUGGUGAAACCUCUUAUUCAAGGUCGCCCUUACAUCAAAUGGCGACAGAUGGCACUCCUUCUUGACCUGCUGCAGACUGAUUACGGACAAUACGUAAGCUUAGGGUCGUUUAUAGGAAUUAUUUGCAUGGACCAUUAUGAGACUCAAUUCGCUUAUGUCGAACUCAAGCUGCUUGGUCAUGAGACUAGUGACGGCGGCAUGCCAGGGUUGGGGCUCAACGCGACGGUAGCCUAUUUAUCAGUCGCCUGA
Bacidia gigantensis is the source of this 720-nucleotide messenger RNA. RefSeq lists its product as uncharacterized. The transcript has a single exon. Lineage: Eukaryota; Fungi; Ascomycota; Lecanoromycetes; Lecanorales; Ramalinaceae. Bases 1 to 720 code for a protein of 239 amino acids. The record is from RefSeq and is a predicted model, not a curated record.